Messenger RNA from Musca domestica (house fly), 2310 nucleotides. Its product is annotated as superoxide dismutase [Cu-Zn] 5-like. The record is from RefSeq and is a predicted model, not a curated record. Gene Ontology annotation, molecular function: superoxide dismutase activity; copper ion binding. Gene Ontology annotation, biological process: removal of superoxide radicals. NCBI's taxonomy places the organism in Eukaryota, Metazoa, Arthropoda, Insecta, Diptera, Muscidae. The coding region runs from base 202 to 1065 and encodes 287 amino acids. The transcript has 3 exons.
GUUUGGCGUUAACGUUUUUGAAAUAUGUCGAUUUGAAAACAACAUCCAACAUUCAGUCAAUUCUAGGCACUACCAACAAGCGGUCAUCGAAAGCGGGAAAAACUCUCGGGAUUGAAAAACGAACCAUUUUGAAUACAAAAUUUUCAAUUAAAGUUAACUAAAAAUAGCCAACAAAAAACCAAACCCCAAAUCCAAUUUAAAAUGUCUCAAUUAACAGUUAGUCGAACAACAGCGACGCAAACAAAUCUCAUUUUAAUUGCCAUAAUUUUGUACAAUUUUAACGGUCCGGCAAACGGUCAAAGCAUUCUCGAACGUUUUCGACCCAACUCGAAUAUAACAGCCAACGUCAAUGAUGAACAAGUGAAAAUAAUAUCCGGCACCAAAGUGAAACGUUACGAACGCCUAACUGUACCCAUAAAUGCUGGCACUCUAAAUCUCUUGCAACCCCAUCCACCGUAUGUGGGAUUGGCCUAUGUACGUACGCCACCAACAUCUACAUCAUCAUUUGUAUAUUUUCCUAAAUUAAGGAAUUAUGUGGUAACACACUGGCCCUUUUAUCCGCCGAGGGUAGCGCCAAAUUGGCAGGCGGGAGCUAAAUUAACCGGCGAAGGUAUCGAAGGUAUGAUUACGUUUCAGCAGUUGCCCUACAACAAUGACAUAAAGGUGACAUUAAAUGCCACUGGACUGCCGGAGGGAAAACAUGCGCUGCACAUCCACACCUAUGGUGAUUUGAGUGAUGAUUGUAAAGCAACUGGUGGACAAUUUCCAAAUAAUUUUUUGGGCAACAUUGAUGUCAAGGAAGGUGGUGAGGUAAAUGUGGCGUUUAUUAGCAUUUAUUUGACAUUGUUUGGUUAUAAUGGCAUUGUUGGCCGUUCCGUGGUUAUCCAUGAGAAACCCAUCGACAUUAAUAGCGCCUUAAACGCCGAGGUAUUUUCAUCACCCAUACAUCCCAUACCCACUGUCAAUCAGGUCUAUCAAAAUGAGGAAAAUUCGGUGGGCGCCUCGAUUGCAUGUGGCAUCAUUAGUAUUAUGAGUUCACCCAUACCAACUGUAAAUAAAAAAUAAGAAGAAGGAAACGCAAAUAUUUUAUAAAUAUGUAAUAAAUAAUAAAUAUAUGAUUUUUUAUAAAACAAAUAAUUUAAAUCUGUAAAGAAGAUCUAUUAAAAGACCUUUUGCAGGGAUAGAUUAUCUAUAAAAUAGAAGAAUGCUCACCUUCUUCUUACCUCUUAAUAAAAAAAUUAUUCAAUUCUGUAAAGAAUAUCUAUUAAGAGACCGUUUGUAGGAAUAGUUUAUCUAUAAAAUAGAUCCUGUAGAGCGUUAUUCUUUUUUUUAAAUAGGUCUACCUUUAAAAUAUAUGCAUCCCUUUUCAAUAACCCUAUUGUUAUGAUUUCCCUCAAGAAGAAUGUCAUGUUAAAAGAAAUUAUUAAAAAAAUGCCGUUAGUUUAAAGAACACCCCUCCACCAGACUAUUUCAAAAUAAAACCUCGCUUAAGCAAAAAGUUCAAUUAAAACCGUCCCACCUACCUGCCAUGAAAGAUCUGCAAAAAUCCCUUAAAAUUUGUGGCUAUCAGGGACCAUGUGAAAGUGAACAAAUACUUCGAUGGGCCAUACGUACCGGAGCCUGUUCGGAAUUCUAUAAAGGCUUACUGACAUGGUUGAAAGACAAACUGCAAACAAUCAAUUGUACAAUGCAAGUUCGAAAAAAUAUUAUGAAACUACUCGACGCCCUGCGCAUUUCCAUACUCAUGAUACCACAUCAUGGUUCCGAAGUUGCCGCAAAUCCCAAAGAAUUUCGUUUACAAAGUAUUAAAACGUUAUUACAUCAAUUGCACCUGGCUCGAAUGAUGGCCGAAGAAAGAUCCCAGCAACAGCAGCAACAUCAAGAAAGUCCCGAGAAGGAGCAAAGACUGAAUGCUGUACAGAAGGAUGAUCGUGGCGUUUCGUUGCAUGUAACCGUGAAUACAAAGAACAGUGUAUCGCAGACAGGAUUUUGGAAUGAACGACUGGUUCGUUAUAAACCAAGCUAUUUGGAAAUGUUCCAAUAAGUUGUAUACUAUUUUAUUAAAUUAUCUUGAUGUUACGAAUAUGAGUUCCAUUUUAGAAAUAUGAAUUAUGAAGAAUAAAGAGUUAUGACCGCUGCGAACAAAAUUAUUGGUCUGUUCCGGAACUGCAAGAAUGUAAAAAAUUCACUACGAUAACCGAUUUUCCCACUAUAAUAUCGAAGAAAGUUGCAAAACUCGAAGAUUCUUGCAGUUUUUGGAACAGGCCAAAUAUUUUAUUUGUUAAUAUGUCCUAACCUCAAAAAGUUCAA